GACCUGCAGGUCAUUAUCGAGGGCCCGUCAUGAUUGGGUGGCCGGUGAACGGUUUGCAAAUGCGAUGUCUCUGGGUGGUGGACGGCAGCCCCCUUCAUCAGGGACCUCGAAUAGACCAGCUGCUUGGCGACGACAUGGGCGGUUGGUGGCUCAUCUGCAAUGGCAAAGCUUAUCUGCUGGCCCAGACGAGGGGGAAAACUCGGGGAGAAGAUGGGGCACCACGAGUAUGAACGCCAUGUUCAAGUCCCCAACGCCAACGGCAAAAACACCAGGCAAUCGAUGGCUCCUCUGUCGCCUUCGUGCGGCCCAGCAGCCCGGUUCUGUUGCAAUGGACAGUCUGGAGAGGGUAGCGCCCAGAUCGUCCGGUCUGCGCGGUGGGACGACAAGCGGUUACAACGCUGAGAUGCAACGAGCCAGCUGCAAAUAUCUCGGCCGCAAUUGGCGUGCAGAGUCUGGGCGGGACUAUUGAUGCGCGUUGCGGCAGCAGACGGAUAUUCCGGUGGAAGAGACGAAGAGCCAUCCCGUCCACCGAACCCAUGGGGCGCGCGCGGGUGCAUGCAGACGACGCCGAGGACGAUGCAGUAUCCCGCCAAAGGCAGCUCGCCAGAGGGAGGAGUACGGAUGCACGGGGAGACGGGAUAGACGGGCUCGACAAGGGUCGCCCUCCGGGUUGCGGCUGAGCGCGAUGUGAGGAACCAGGCACUCUGACCCCUGAAAGGGAGCUAACGCACGCCUCGCUCGACCGCCAGCGGAGGAAGGAAAAAAAAAUACGAGGCCACCAGAGACUGGCGGGCGGGGAGGCAGAGAUUGGAAGAUGGCAUUGCGGCCGGUCCCUCUCCAUGAUCAGCUGCCCAGCCUGACCAGGCGCCGGCAGACUUGCUUUGCCUCGCUCGCCUUGGGCUGCUGCUACACACAUUACGCACAAUGCAACCCGCAAACAAGGGGGUCGCCGUACCAUCGGCCACUCGGACGCUCCACAAGGUCCUGCAGCUGUGGCGGACGGUGGCAUCUUGGCCGCCCAUGAGCGAACCGGCGAGCGUCCGACGAUGCGCCUCACCGGGCCGGGCCCUGCAGGUCAUGUCUAGGCUCAUGCGAGUGUUUUGUCGUCUUCGCGUUGUCGACUGAACUGGAGUCGUUCGUCUCUUAAAAGUCUCCGCCGUUCACGCCUUUGUCGCUCGUUUCCGGUCAUGGGCAGUGCGGUGUUUUCGUCUUGACACAUCGUGACUUACACGCGGCGGACCACCCGUUUGCACCUUGACGGAGAGAGCGCCCACCACGGUCCUCCUCCCAACAGUGUAUCCGUCUUUGGUCAUCCUUCUUCGCCGCAGCCGCUGUCACUCUUCGCAACCAUGCGGUCGUCGUGGGCGAUGCUGGCCCUCGGCCUCGCCGGCCGGGCGCUCGCCGACCCGACUUGGCCGUCACCCAUUGACGAGCUCGAGGAGAUCAUGUUCCAGCUCACGUCGUUCCGCGCGCGCAAGUUCGCCGACACGGUCAGCCCGUGCUCCAACGAGGCGUCGGGCCCGGGCCGCCAGAACGCGGCCGAGUGGCUCCGGACGGCCUUCCACGACAUGUCGACGGCCAACACCUUCUUCAAGACGGGCGGCCUCGACGGCUCUCUGCAGUAUGAGCUCGACAACGGCGAGAACACGGGGCCCGGCCACAAGACGACGCUCCAGUUCAUGGCCCCCUUCGUCUCGCCCCGGUCCAGCCUGGCGGACCUCAUCGCCCUCGGCGUCUACACGUCGGUGCGCUCCUGCGGCGGGCCCGCCGUGCCCUUCCGCGCCGGCCGCAAGGACGCGACCGAGAAAGGCAACACGGGCGUGCCCCAGCCGCAGAACUCGGUCGUCACCUUCCAGCAGCAGUUUGAGCGCAUGGGCUUCACCACCGAGGAGAUGAUCCAGGUCACCGCCUGCGGCCACACCCUCGGCGGCGUCCACAAGGAAGAGUUUCCGGACCUGAUGCCCGCCAACGCCCCCGCCAACGGCGAGGUGCCCCUGGACUCGACCGUCGCCGUCUUCGAUAACAAGGUCGUCACCGAGUACCUGUCCGGCAACACCACCAACCCGCUCGUCGUCGGCCCCUCGGUUGCCAUCAACAAAAACGCCGACUUCAAGGUCUUCAACGCCGACGGCAACAAGACCAUGGCCACCAUGACCGACAACGACAAGUUCAAGGCCAUCUGCAAGGUGGUCCUGCAGAAGAUGAUUGACGUCGUGCCGCCGAGCGUCACCCUGACGGACCCCAUCGUCCCUUACACGGUGAAGCCCGUCAACCUGCAGCUCACGCUCGCGCAGGGAGGCACCAUGCUGUCCCUGACGGGCUACAUCCGCGUCAAGACCACCGGCCUGCCGGACGGGAGCGUCAAGAGCAUCACCCUCACCUACAAGGACCGCAAGGGCUCGGCCGACUGCGGCGCCAGCUCCUGCGCCAUCACGAGCAGCCUGCAGGGCGUCGGGCAGGGCUUCGACGACACGUUUGCCUUCUUCCCCAUCCAGGCCACCAUCCCCGCCGCGUCGGGCAUCUCGUCCUUUACCGUGACUGUCAACGACAAGACGUACGACAACAACGGCAAGGGGUAUCCCCUCCAAGACGACGUCCUCUUCCAGGCGCCGCAGAGCUGCGUGACGGGCAACGCGGGCGCCGUCACACUGGUGGCCGCCGUACGCAACGACGUGGCUAGCAAGGGCGCGCAGGCGACCGUCUGGUACAAGGAGCCGCAGACGGGCAGCCCCGUGCCGCUGCAGAAGAGCGCCGCCGUCCAGCUCAAGAAGGGCAACUGCGUCGGCAAGUACACGCUGUUCACGACCGAUUACACCAUCCAGGGCGGCCUGCCGUACCAGUCGCACGUCGACGUCACGGCCGGCACCCAGACCGACGGCUUCAAGAGCCUCACGGAUAUCGGCGGGACGUGCCGGGCGUUUGACAACCCGGCGCCUUGUGACGGGGCCGACCCGCCGGUGAACUCGACUACCACCUCGUCCACCACCACCACUACUGACACGUCGUCCACGGCAACGACGACGACCACCACCACCACCACUACGAGCACCUCGGCGUCUCCGACCGCGACGCUGCACCACCGCGAGACGGUGGGCGGAUACAAGAUGGUGUCGUGCUGGACCGAAGGCCCAGCGGGGCGGACUCUGGCCGGCAACACCUUUGCCAACGACAGCAUGACGCUGGAAAAGUGCAUGGAAUUCUGCAGCGCCUACGUGUAUUGGGGCACCGAGUACGGACGCGAGUGCUACUGCGGCAACGCCCUCGAGGCGAGCAGCAAGGCGGCGCCGCUGGCCGACUGCAACAUGCCGUGCGGCGGCGACGGCAGCCAGUACUGCGGCGCGGGCAGCCGGCUGGAGCUGUACUCGACGACGAGCGCGCCGGUAACGCCGACGCCGACAGCGACGCUCAUCCACAAGCCGACCGUGUCGCCGUACACGCUCGUGGGCUGCUGGACCGAGGGCAACGGCAAGCGAGCGCUGGAGCAGAAGGCGACGGCGGCGGUCGACAUGACCAACGACGCGUGCGGCGCCUAUUGCAAGGACUACAAGUACUUUGGGACUGAGUACGGCAGCGAGUGCUACUGCGGCAGCUACCUCGACGGGACGAGCCAGACGGCGCCGCUGGCCGACUGCAACAUGCCAUGCGGCGGCGAUAAGUACCAGUACUGCGGCGGGAGCAGCCGGCUCGAGCUGUACAUGAACCCCAACGCGACGGGGGGCCCGCCCGAGCAGCCGGCCGCCGUGGGCGACUACGUGCUGGUCGGGUGCCAGACCGAGGGCAACGGGACGCGGGCGCUGGGCGACGCGUCGACGGCGGCCGACGACUUGACCAACGCCAAGUGCGCCGACUACUGCAAGGCGUACAAGUACUUUGGGACCGAGUACGGGCGCGAGUGCUACUGCGGCAACAAGCUGGACGUGUCGAGCAAGGUGGCGCCGCAGAAGGAGUGCGGGAUGCUGUGCGGCGGGAGCGCGCAGCAGUACUGCGGCGGGUCGAGCCGGUUGAGCGUGUACAGCAAGAAGGAGGUGGUGCCGCCGCCGCCGCCGCCGUCUUCAUCGUCACCUCCCCCUUCGUCGUCUCCGACGCCGUCUCCGUCUCCGACGCCGUUGCCUUCACAGCCAGCGAGGCGGCGCAGGGUCCGGUCGUGAUGGAAGCGGCUACGACGUCAGCUCCAGGAGUGGCAGUUUCUUCUCAGUGCGUGUGCGCGUGUGCAUGUUGUGUGCGUGUCUACACAGAAGAAAACAUAAAGUGAGAAAGGGCAGAACAUACUAGCACAGCAAAGUAUAAGCGCCAUGGUAUGAAUGAUAUUAAAGAAAUGAG
Molecule: messenger RNA, 4320 nt
Organism: Purpureocillium takamizusanense
Lineage: Eukaryota; Fungi; Ascomycota; Sordariomycetes; Hypocreales; Ophiocordycipitaceae
Exons: 3
Coding region: 1350-4148 (932 amino acids)
Biological process (GO): response to oxidative stress
Molecular function (GO): peroxidase activity; heme binding
Source: RefSeq, a predicted model, not a curated record